UGGUGGUGAUCAGGCAUCACCAGGGGUGGGCACCCUCCCAAAAACCACCACUGGCCCCCGACACUUUGGGCGGCCCCAGCCCCAUCCUACCACAGCAUCCAGAAGGAGCAAAGAUUGGCGAAGAGUGGAAAAACCCCAAAGCGACGGUGAACCCGCUGCCCCCGCAGCUGUUGUGUGCACAGGAGCUUUCGUGCCUCUGGGUCGUGACAAGUUCCUUGACAGAGCGGGCGGUGGUGGGGCUCGCCCCAGGCUCCUGGCCCAGCCAGAGCUUGUCAGCCUGUGGUUUCUGGAGCAAAGACAAAGGGAAACACCUCUCUGCCGGCGUAUUGCCAUGCUCAGCAACAUCACCAUCCUUGCCAGAUGGGAAACCCACCCUGCAACCUUCGGCUGCGCUGAGCCCUUGUUUAGGGAGGCUGGAGAAAACCAGUCCCCGUCCAACUAGUGGCAAGGGUUUGCUUUGGAGACCCAAAUUCGCCAGGUACAUUCUGUUUCCAGCCUGUUCUUGACUUUUGUGCUGGGAUAGAGUUAAUUUUCUUCAUAGUAGCUAGUGUGAGGCUUGUUCAAAUUUGAGUUUGUGCUGAAAACACAGUGUUGAUAACACAGGGAUAUUUUAGUUACUGCUGAGCAGGACUUGCACAGGGUCAAGGCCUUUUCUGCCCCUCACCCCACCCCACCCGCGAGCAGGCUGGGGGUGCACAAGGAGCUGGGAGGGGGCACAGCCGGGAGAGCUGACCCCAACUGACCAAAGGGACAUCCCACACCAUAUGGCGUCAUGCUCAGCAUACACAGCUGGGGGAAGAAGGAGGAAGGGGGGGACAUUCAGCUAGGGUUAAACCAUGACAAGUUUCCAAUAUUGCAGCUGUUUGGCAAGGUAGUCUUGUGGGGUUGUUUCGUCCCCAGACAGAUGCAACCCAGAUCCAGCUCAUAAAGGGCAGCGGCACUAUGAGGAGAGCUCUCCCACAGAAAGAAACCCUUUCCACAUAUUUAUUGAGAUGCCGAUGGAGAUCUCUGAGCGUCCGCAGCUCCUGGCUUUGUCUGCAGGAUUUGUUGCAAACAAGCAAGCUGCACCCCCUGUCCAGCUGCCAUCUCUUCUGCCCUCCCCACUCCUCCUGGUUCAUGUUCGCUGGUGGGAAGCAGGCGGAGGGUGAAGCGGUGAUUCUUCCCCCUGCCAUCUGUAUCUUUACGGGGUGGGAGGGGGUGCUGAGCACGGCACAGCUCACCACAGCCCCAGGCGCCUCCCUGUGCCUCUGUCUUCCACCCAGGGAAGGGAAAAUAACAAAUCCCCCACCCCCCAGGCUGUGGGCAAAGGUUUGCCUCCUCCCUGCUGGAGCGCUCAACGAAGAGGCAGGGGAUGAGGUGGUCCUGUGAUGCUCCCGCUGCCUGUCAGCCCCCCGCACGCAUCCCCGUCCCCAGCAGGAUGGCUGAUGCAGACACCUACCUGCGGCAGCCCUGGCGCACGGUGCACGGCAUCCCCAUGGUCUGUGCCUUCGCCCAGGAGUGGGAGCGGAUUGACACCUUCCAGAGCCGUCCUGAGGACAUCAUGGUGGUCACCUUCCCCAAAUCCGGCACUACGUGGGUCAGUGAGAUCGUGGACAUGAUCCUGAAAGGUGGUGACCCUGACAAAUGCAAGCAGGAUGCCAUCAUCAACCGGGUGCCCAUGCUGGAGUUUGCUGUACCCGGGAAGAUGCCAGCAGGCACGAGGCAGCUGGAGGCCAUGGCAUCACCUCGCAUCAUCAAGACCCACAUCCCAGCUCACAUCUUGCCCAAAUCCUUCUGGGAAAACCGCUGCAAGAUGAUAUAUAUGGGGCGCAAUGCCAAGGAUGUGGCUGUCUCCUACUACCACUUUGACCUGAUGAACAAGCUGCACCCACACCCUGGGACAUGGGCCCAGUACCUGGAGAAGUUCAUGGCUGGCAGGGUGGCAUAUGGCUCCUGGUACAACCAUGUCAAGGACUACUGGGAGCGGAGGAAGGAUCACCCCAUCCUCUACCUCUUCUACGAGGACUUAAAGGAGGACCUCCGCCGGGAGAUUGCCAAGGUGGCCCGGUUCCUGGGACGGGAGCUGCCGGAGGCAGCGCUGGACGCUAUCACCCAACACACCUCCUUCGAGGCCAUGCGGGACAACCCCACCACCAACUACAGCAUGGUGCCCUCCCACCUCAUGGACCAGGGCAUCUCCCCCUUCAUGCGCAAAGGCACCACUGGAGACUGGAAGAACCACUUCACUGUGGCCCAGAGCGAGCGCUUUGACCAGGACUAUGUGCAGAAGAUGUCGGGUACCGACCUGCGCUUCCGCACCCAGAUCUGAGGAGGCACCACUGAACAGCCCCCAAAUCCGGCAUAUGCCAAUGGCACUGCUGCUGCACCCGCGACUCCUUCCCCUCUCCUGGCACUGCUGAAGAGAAAUAAAAUGCCCUCCCUGAUCCCCCA
Molecule: messenger RNA, 2430 nt
Organism: Phalacrocorax carbo (great cormorant)
Lineage: Eukaryota; Metazoa; Chordata; Aves; Suliformes; Phalacrocoracidae
Source: RefSeq, a predicted model, not a curated record